CGAAAUGGCUAUAGCCGCAUCUCGGAAGUUAGGGAUACCUGGCUGGUCUUUGGUACAACGAUAAUUUUUAUCGCCAGCUCGCGUGGUACUCAUGCACGACAAAAAAGAAUCCAAGGCCCCAGUAUAGAGCUCCAAGUUAGUCAUGGGCGUCAAUUGUCGGCAUCAUGUCUUGGAUAAAUUUGCCGGAAAUACUUACUCCUCAAUCGAAGAUCAUCGAUAUCUCGACCACUCAUGCCAACAAUGAUCCUACAGGGCCUGUCACUGGUGGUCAUAUGCUGAUUCAAGGUACCAUGGCUCGCGUACAAGCUAUCGAUCGCAAGACAGAUCCUGUUAUCUGCAGAGAAGUCAGGGCACAAGAGAAUUAUGUUAGCCCUGUUCAUUUUCGCGGAUUCGAUAUCAGCGGCCUGCAGUUUGGCCGGUACUAUGCACUACUCAUUGGCAUAUGCACGGAUGAUCCUAACUAGAUAGACGCUUCACUUUCAGAGCAGGACUAUCGUUUGGCUAUGUAUUUGGUUCUUCGGCCUGUAGCUGGACAACUUGGGACCUCUGAGCGAUGUGGGUUUGCCAGCGAGUGGUACACUGCAGACGAUGAGCCUGGAACACUCACUGGCAGAGGGCCACAAAGCAGGCAAGAUGUACCUUGUGAAGAGUAUUAUGAGCAUGAUGGAACUUACAGGAUCCGUCUAAUCUGAAUCUAAAGCAUGAUGCUGUUAAUACGCAAA
This is a messenger RNA of Fusarium verticillioides 7600, 722 nucleotides long. RefSeq lists its product as hypothetical. The record is from RefSeq and is a predicted model, not a curated record. The transcript has a single exon. Bases 165 to 464 code for a protein of 99 amino acids. Lineage: Eukaryota; Fungi; Ascomycota; Sordariomycetes; Hypocreales; Nectriaceae.